AAGACAUAUACAUUGACACAUACAAAGCAAAAGGAGAGAGAGAGAGAGAGAGAGAGAGAAGAAAAAAAAAGCAGAGAGAGAGAGAGAGAGAGAGAGAGAGAGAGAUUGGUGGUGUUGGUGAGGAGGAGAAAAAGAGAAUGCAGCAGCAUCUCAUGCAGAUGAACCAGAACAUGAUGGGGGGCUAUGCUUCCCCUACCACUGUCACCACUGAUCUCAUCCAGCAGUACUUAGAUCAGAACAAACAGUUGAUUCUCGCCAUUCUUGAUAACCAGAACACUGGGAAAGUGGAGGAGUGUGCUCGAAAUCAAGCUAAGCUUCAACAUAACCUCAUGUAUCUCGCCGCCAUUGCUGACAGUCAACCUCCUCAAGCAUCAGCCAUGGCUCAGCCCGGGACGUACGUUGCAGCUGGGAGCUCGAGCAUAACUUCACCGGCAGCGGAGGUCGAGCACAACUUCACUGGUACGGGGGCCGCCGCGCACAGGAAAGAUCCACUGAUCUUCUCCACCAUGAACCCUAAGCCCGGGACUUACGUUGCAGCUGGGAGCUCGAGCAUAACUUCACCGGCAGCGGAGAUCGAGCACAACUUCACUGGCACGGGGGCCGCCGUGUACAGGAAAGAUCCACCGAUCUUCUCCACCAUGAAUCCUAAGCCGGGGACUUACGUUGCGCUGGGAGUUGGAGCAUAACUUCACCGGCACAGGAGAUCGAGCACAAUUUCACUAUCAUUGGGGCCGCCGCGCACAGGAAAGAUCCACCGAUCUUCUACACCAUGAACCCUAAGUCGGGAACUUACAUUGCAUCUGGGAGCUCGGGAAUAACUUCGCUGGCACUGUGGCUCUAGCAUAACUUCACCGGCAUUGCAGUGGCCGCCUCCGCUGAGAUGAAUGCUAAGCUGGGAGCUAACGGCGACCCCAACUUCAUUGGCAUGGCAGCCGCCUCCAUCAAGAUGAACACUAAGGUGGUACUGGAGAAAUCCAACGAACAUCUCUUAUCGAUGGAUGGAGAUGGAGGGUUUGCUUUCGUCCAAUGGGUACGUGAUGUUUGCACCCAAAGAAUGGACGACCUACAUAAUUUCUUCAAAAAGAAAGGCAACUUUUGACUGGAGGGAUGCUAGA
Molecule: messenger RNA, 1115 nt
Organism: Ananas comosus (pineapple)
Lineage: Eukaryota; Viridiplantae; Streptophyta; Magnoliopsida; Poales; Bromeliaceae
Product: GRF1-interacting factor 2-like
Exons: 9
Coding region: 138-686 (182 amino acids)
Biological process (GO): leaf development; positive regulation of transcription by RNA polymerase II; cell population proliferation
Cellular component (GO): nucleus
Molecular function (GO): transcription coactivator activity
Source: RefSeq, a predicted model, not a curated record